This is a messenger RNA of Juglans regia (Persian walnut), 1922 nucleotides long. RefSeq names its product putative nuclear RNA export factor SDE5. The record is from RefSeq and is a predicted model, not a curated record. The transcript has 13 exons. The coding region runs from base 196 to 1770 and encodes 524 amino acids. NCBI's taxonomy places the organism in Eukaryota, Viridiplantae, Streptophyta, Magnoliopsida, Fagales, Juglandaceae.
AGAAGCUUUAGCUUAGAGAGCAAGAAAGCUGCGUGUGUUUGUGCGCACAUUGCUCUUUCAAGGCUCACUGUCAAAGCUGGUCCCUAACUUUUCUUCCUAGAGAAGCAUAGUCUUUUGAUAGAGAGAGAGGAGGCGGAGAGAGUGAGAGAGAGGAGCUUUCUCUUACAUUGCUCUUUCACUACCAAAUCUUCAAAAAUGCAGGCAGGUAGUUCAUCCUCUUCACAUUCUGAUGCUGAAAAAAGAGACUUACAAGAGCUGCUCAAAGCUUUUGGCUCUGCAUUUUCUCUUGAAGACAUAGCCUCUGCUUAUUGCAAGGCUAGGUACAAUGUAGAUACGGCUGGUCAAAUACUUUGUGCAUCACUUGGAAGUACCUCUCAUGGUGCUACUUGCACAUCUAAAGAUAAAUUAGAGUGCACAAGAUCAACAACUUCAGAGCUUUCAUCUGAAUUAGAUGGUGCAAGUGCAAUGCCUUCAGAAAUGUCAUCUAACAGCAUUCUUCAGAACUCUCAUCAUGGAGGAAGACAUACCAGAUUAUUGAAGUCAAAAGUACGUCCUGUGUCAAUGGGUACUGUUUCAGGUGUCAUUGCAAAAGAUUAUGCUAGGCCCAGGCCUGUAACUAAUGAAUAUCCUGGAUCGACAAAACCACCAAGAUUAGAUUCAAAAGAAUUGCCUAUCUCUGAGAUAUGGAGGGAAGAAGUUCCAACAAGCAUGACAGGAGGAAAGGGCACUAUACAUGGUUAUGUUGACGAGUUUAUGUUUAAAAUGCUUGGUGAUGGCUUCCAACUAGAUAUGAGUGUUAUCCAAGAAGUUCUUGGCUGUUGUGGUUAUGAUGUACAAAAGAGCAUGGAGAAACUUCUCGACUUGUCAGCUUCAACUUUGGAGAAGCGUGAUGAUGUUGUGGACUUGGCCGACAGAAAAUCUUCAGAGAAACACCGAGAACAAGGUUCUGCCUGCAGUGAUGAAGCUAGAAUUAUGAAGAAAAGUUCAACAGAAUCGCCAAAAAGAGACAAAGACAGAUUUGUUAUUCAGAAAGAAAUUUUAGAAGCAUUGUUCACUGUUCCUGAAAGAUCCGAGGAAGCACCCAAAAGAGUGCAACCAGUGAGGAGAUUUAGAGGAUUUGGUGAAGUGGUGGUUGAACCUUUGAAAGACCCUGCUAUAGAGCAUGCGAUUGUUACUGCAAAACCACUAGAAGUUACAAAUGAUGCAUGUCCUCGUUUAAUGCAUUGCUCGAGGACAAACUGUACCGUGUUCUCAUCAAUAAUUGUUCCUCUGCAAAUAGAGGGAGGCGAUGAUAAUAGCUAUGAGGUCCUACGUAAAGCAGUGAAGGAAUAUUGGACUACAACGAAAGAAUACUACCAAGCUGCUGUUGAUGCAUGUAUUAAGGGCGAGUAUGCACGGGCAAACAAACUUCGAGAGCAGGGACACUUUUUUAACAGAAUGGCCAGAGAAGCAGACGAGAAAUCUGCUCAAAAGCUUCUUGAAACUAGCCAAGAGGAUGUGUUAUCUCUCGACUUGCAUGACCAAGAACCUAAGAAUGCUCUACGCCUACUGAGGCUUCAUUUAACUACUUUUUCAGGCAUCGCAGUUUUAAAGCACCUUAGGAUCAUAGUAGGGAACAGCAAUGAAGACACCAACGGGGCUCGGAAACGACUGAUUUUGAAGCUAUUGAGUAAGGAAUCCAUAAAAUGGACCGAGGAUGCAGAUGGUCGGACAAUUAUGAUCCUAGUGGAUGGGAUAAACCCAAAGCGUUUGAGUUUUUGGAAAAAAUGAACUAUAGGACCGGAAGAAGCUUCGAAAAGAGGUCCAAUCACGGCAAGACUUCUGGAAAUAUAGACUAUCAUAUCAUGGUUGAAAAAUGAUAAACCCACAUCAUUUUUCACAACACAUUAUUUUAAAAUGAAUGGUAGUUUAGUAAAAUACCA